This is a messenger RNA of Elephantulus edwardii (Cape elephant shrew), 987 nucleotides long. Its product is annotated as olfactory receptor 4A16-like. The record is from RefSeq and is a predicted model, not a curated record. Bases 1 to 987 code for a protein of 328 amino acids. Gene Ontology annotation, cellular component: membrane. Gene Ontology annotation, biological process: G protein-coupled receptor signaling pathway. The transcript has a single exon. Lineage: Eukaryota; Metazoa; Chordata; Mammalia; Macroscelidea; Macroscelididae. Gene Ontology annotation, molecular function: olfactory receptor activity; G protein-coupled receptor activity.
AUGGGACAGAGCAACAAUGUAACAGAAUUUAUUCUCCUGGGACUCACUCAGGAUCCUGAUGGACAGAAAGUGUUAUUUGCCUUCUUUUUUCUCGUCUACAUUGCAACGGUGUUUGGUAACCUUCUUGUUUUGGUGACUAUUAUUAUCAGUCCUUCCCUGGGUUCUCCCAUGUACUUCUUUCUUGCCUACUUGUCCUUCAUGGAUGCUAUUUAUUCCACUUCGAUGACCUCUAAAAUGCUUGCAGACUUACUCAGUGAAAAAAAGACAAUUUCCUUUUCCGCUUGCAUGGUGCAGCUCUUCAUUGAACACUUCCUUGGCGGUAUUGAUGUCUUUCUCCUGGUAGCAAUGGCCUAUGAUCGCUAUGUGGCCAUCUGCAAACCUCUGCACUACUUGACCAUCAUGAGUCGAAGGGUUUGUGGUCUGUGGCUGCUGGUGACCUUGGUUGGAGGAUUUUUGCACUCUGUGGUUCAACUUCUCUUUGUGUACGAUCUCCCCUACUGUGGUCCCAAUGUCAUCGAUCACUUCAUGUGUGACAUGUACCCAUUACUGGAACUUGCGUGCAUUGACACUUACUUCAUAGGCCUCACUGUGAUUGCCAAUGGAGGUGCUAUCUGUAUUAUUAUUUUCACACUGCUAUUAAUCUCAUAUGGUGUCAUCCUAAGCUCCCUGAAGACCCACAGCCAGGAAGGGAGGCGCAAAGCUCUGUCCACCUGCAGCUCUCACAUCAUGGUGGUUGUCCUCUAUUUUGUCCCCUGUUCUUUCAUUUAUGUGAGACCCGUCUCAAAUUUUCCCAUUGACAAGUUUGUGACUGUGCUUUAUACAGUUAUUACUCCCAUGUUGAACCCUCUCAUAUACACUUUGAGAAAUUCUGAGAUGAAAAAUGCCAUGAGAAAACUCUGGGGCAAAAGGUUACCUACAGCUAGAAAAGUGAUGUGCGCCCACAGUGGACAUACUCUUGGUAACUCUAAAGCUGCCCGAAGGAAAUAA